Molecule: messenger RNA, 3331 nt
Organism: Xiphophorus hellerii (green swordtail)
Lineage: Eukaryota; Metazoa; Chordata; Actinopteri; Cyprinodontiformes; Poeciliidae
Product: pituitary homeobox 3-like
Biological process (GO): anatomical structure morphogenesis; regulation of transcription by RNA polymerase II
Cellular component (GO): nucleus
Molecular function (GO): RNA polymerase II cis-regulatory region sequence-specific DNA binding; DNA-binding transcription factor activity, RNA polymerase II-specific
Source: RefSeq, a predicted model, not a curated record
UCAGCAGGACCUGCACGCCACACACAAUAUUUAACAUGAAGUGAACCCCCGCCCACCUCCGUCCCUCUGCUCUGAGAGGGGAUCGAGCCUCACUCCUGCGCAGCUUCAUGUUGAUCAGCACUGAGGGAACAACGAGAAGAGGAACGUCGCUGGCUGUCAGGCGCUUUUCCCUGACAUUAAACCGCAUCUUGGAACUUUUUGUUCACGUCACCAGCGAAGCCGAGGCCAGGAAACCCAGCAGCACAAAGCAAAGUUAUUUGCCCUUUCCACGGAUUCAUUUGGCCAGACCGGCAGUUCACAGCCUGGUGAUGGAUUUUAAUCUGCUGACAGACAGUGAGACCCGCAGCCCGGCGCUGUCUCUCUCUGACUCCGGAACACCGCAGCACGAGUCGGGAUGUAAAGGCCAGGACCAAAGCGACACUGAGAAAUCCCAGCAGACCAAGUUGGAUGAGUCGGGUGUUGAAGAUGGCUCUCUGAAGAAGAAGCAGCGGCGGCAAAGGACUCACUUCACCAGCCAGCAGCUCCAGGAGCUGGAAGCCACCUUCCAGAGAAACCGCUACCCAGACAUGAGCACAAGAGAAGAGAUCGCCGUGUGGACCAACCUCACUGAGGCUCGGGUCAGGGUAUGGUUUAAAAACCGCCGUGCAAAGUGGAGAAAAAGGGAAAGGAACCAGCAGGCAGAGUUGUGUAAAAAUGGCUUUGGCGCCCAGUUCAAUGGACUCAUGCAGCCGUAUGAUGAAAUGUACACAGGCUACUCCUACAAUAACUGGGCAGCCAAAGGGCUAGCAAGCAGCCCGCUGUCUGCCAAAAGCUUCCCAUUCUUUAACUCAAUGAAUGUAACGCCCCUGUCAACCCAGCCUAUGUUCUCGCCUACAAGUUCCAUCUCCUCCAUGAACAUGCCCUCUAGCAUGGUGCCCUCGGCUGUAACUGGAGUCCCUGCUGCCGGGCUAAACAACCUGGGGAACAUCAAUAACCUCAACAGCCCCACAGCGCUCAACUCUGUAGCGGUGACUGCAGCCACAUGCCCCUACGCCACCACAGCCAGCCCCUACAUGUACAGAGACACCUGCAAUUCCAGCUUGGCUAGCCUACGGCUUAAAGCAAAGCAGCACACCAACUUCGCCUAUCCAGCGGUGCAGAACACCGUGUCCAACCUAAGCCCCUGCCAGUAUGCUGUGGACCGGCCUGUAUGAACUCCACAUAUGACUUUACAAACCAGCUGUAAAGCCCACCGCCACUCCGAAUUCUCAUCUCUCCAGUUCCAUCUCUAAGCCGCUGGUGGUGCAGCAGGUCAGUUUGUGUCCUGAUGGUUAACCAUCAAUCGAGUCACAGUCAAGACCAACAAAUGGGACUCCACAGAUGGACCGUUGUUUCUUCUACGGAUUGACCACAGUUGCAGAACUGAUCGAGCAUUUUCAAGCUAGUUUUAAAGAGGAGGAUUUGAUUUUCCUUCUUUUGAACUGCAUGAUGAGAGAAAUAGCAGAAAUCACAGAUAAGUGAACUGUUGGACUGGUUGUUAGCAUCUUGGGUAAGAAAACCCAAGAUGCUAACAGAGCAGAGCUCUCACAGAAAGUGGGCUUAUGGUUUCAAAGCCAGCAAUUUUUUUUCCUGCUUUCAGUGAAUAUAUAUAAUGAGCCCCAAGUUAUUCAUACCCCUGGCAAAAUUAGACACAAGUGUUUUAUUCAACCAAGAACCUUACUUCUGUCCAAAUGUAGACAAUGUGAAAGGACUAUGAAUAUUAAAAUUUGAUCUGUUUUUGUUUAAAUUAUAUUAAAAAGGCCUUUCCAAAAUUAUUUCUAUGUUUCUUAAUGCUUGAAGGAAAAAUCAUAAUUGGCAAUGCAGCAGUCUAACUUUCUCCUGUAAUAUCUGACCAGCAGUUUUUCACGUGUUCACAGGAUAAUUUAUCUUUAGCAAAGCUGUCACCAAAUAUUUUUAGCUCUCUCUCCUCAGAUUCAAGAUGGGAUUCUGGGUGGAAAACAAAAUAAUAGUAUAAUAUUAUUAAUAACAUCAAAUACUGAUAUUAUUUUGAGUCCGAAGAACAUGUUGGCUAAAUUAUACUUGGAAUAUUACUUUAACGCUAAAUCUGUCCGGGGUAUGAAUAUGGUAUCGUAUGACAGAAACCUAGUAAGGACCAUAGAUAAACAUUCUAUGUGCAGAGUAUUUAGAAACUAGAAUUGCAAAAAAAAAAAAAAAAAAAAAAAAAAAAAAUGGUUUUACCCUGCAGGUCCUCAUGGGGAACUCUGGAGUUUGAGAAGUCUUGAAAGUGAACACGAGUCUGUAAUUUUAAAUAGAAAGUUACCUAUUUAAAUACAUGCUAUAUUCAGUACACGAGCAAAAUUUUCAAGCAAAACUCUGAAAAGCCAUUUAGUAUAGAAAUUUGUUCCUGGUCCAUGGCCGUAAACAUGUAUGUAAGAAUGCGAAGCAAACAUUUAAAAAUACAAGCUUUUAUCCUGGUGUUGCUUGCUUUGUCUCAUCAAAAAUAAGCAAAGGAAAUGUUUCCAUGAACUACAAGUAGACUAUCCAAUUAAACAGAGCGUCCCAUUACAACUAAAAAAACUCUAGACAGCUCCAGGUUACUAUGUUCCUAAACCCCUUCGUCUCUCUACAUUGCACUGUUACCAUCUUAUCCUUGUACUUAUCAUUCCUUACCAAUGUACUUACCCUUUGGUAUGUUUUUGUUGUUCUUUUUUUGGGGGGGGUGGAUGUGCAUCUUAUGAAAUCACAGAAAUAAACAUUGGUUAAAAAAAGAAUCUCUAUGUCCAGGCAAAAAGGUCCUGUAAAGUCCUAUUAAAAUGCAAGUAUUUAUUAUUACUUCCUUGGGACAUGAAUUUUUUAUUUUUAUUUUUUGAACAUUUACCAAAAAAGUGAGAAUUUUGCAUGUGUUAAUCAUGACGAGAACGUUAGUACUUGUUCUCACAGUGUUCCCUAAACUGUAGCUUUCUGGACUUUAUGCACUCACUGGCCACUUUAUUAGGCACACCUUGCUAGGACCGGGUUGGACCCCCCCCUUUUGCCUUCAGAACUGCCGUAAUCCUGACCGUGGCACAGAAUCAGCAAAGCACUGGAAACAUUCCUCAGAGAGUCAGGUCCAUAUUGACAUGAUAGCAUCGCGCAGUUGCUGCAGAUUUGUGACUGUCGGGAUUGUCUGUUAGAAGACUCAGAAUAACUGUGUCAUCUGAAAAUGUUAUUAUAUUCUGAUUGGGUUGACAACUAACACAUUCAUCUGUGUACAAAAUGAAAAGGUAAGGCAGACUAACCCCCCAGCCCUGUGCUACUUAACUUGGGAUCAGAGUUGUACUUUACUUGCUGAGAUCUUUUUGAUAAAAAAAAA